Molecule: messenger RNA, 4233 nt
Organism: Harmonia axyridis
Lineage: Eukaryota; Metazoa; Arthropoda; Insecta; Coleoptera; Coccinellidae
Product: DENN domain-containing protein 1B
Exons: 14
Coding region: 167-2599 (810 amino acids)
Biological process (GO): endocytosis; endocytic recycling
Cellular component (GO): cytosol; intracellular membrane-bounded organelle
Molecular function (GO): guanyl-nucleotide exchange factor activity; phosphatidylinositol phosphate binding
Source: RefSeq, a predicted model, not a curated record
ACAUUUGUCAGUUUUGUCCACAAAAUAUUGAGUGUUGGGUGUUCGUCGGGAAAUCGGUAGGAAAUGUAUAAUGAAUUGACAAAUUCGCGAUAAAAAAUGCUCUUGUGAACUAUAAACAAAAUGGAAUAUUUAAUUUGAUGUGAAAAGAAUUGCAACAUAAUUUAUUAUGGGAUCCAGACUAAGAACCGAUGUGACUCAUUUUUUCGAAUGCUUCUGUGAAGUUGUUCCUCCUCAAGGCGAAAAUGAUGCGUGGAUUAUCCAACAAUUUCCUGAUAAGUACAAAGAUGAGGAAGUACUUAAAUCUGUACCUAAAUUUGCAUAUCCUUAUAAAAUAGAAAAUACUGUUAUACAGCAUUAUUCGUUUGUGCUCACCAACAAUGAGUCGAAGUGGACAUUUGGAUUUUGCAGACAUGAUCCAAACUCACAAACUGCUAUAGUUGUAUUAAGCUAUCUACCAUGGCAUCAUGCUUUUUAUAAAUUUUUAGAUACUACAGCAUCACUUAUGCAUAGCACAAGAGCGGAAGACUUAAGAGAAUUCUUGACUUCAGUGUAUGAUGCCAAACUAGCCGAUCCAGGAAAACAAUUUUCUGUUUCAUUCAAUAAAGAGCAGAGUAUUUUCUCAGUGGAUGUUCCAAAGCCAUUUCAGUUGCCCAGUAUUCCUGAAAAUAGUAAUCUCACAGAGUACUAUAAUGCCGUCGAUUCUACCAACAUGAUGCAGAUAUUCGCUUCCAUGUUGUUCGAGAGGAGGAUAAUCAUCCGUUCCAAGAGACUGAAGAGACUGAGUGCUUGCGUUCAGUCCGCAAAUGACCUCAUUUAUCCGAUGCACUGGCAGCACAUUUUCAUUCCAGUACUCCCGCUUUCAUUGGUAGAGUACCUCUCUGCGCCCAUGCCUUUUCUAGUUGGAGUUCCAGAGGAGGUUAUGAAGAAAGUGAAUCGUUCUGAAAUUGGCGAUGUUGUGAUAUUAGAUGCUGAUACCAAUAGUAUUGAAACUCCAUUUGACGACCUGAAUAGUAUUCCCCAAGAAGUGGUGAACCCUCUGAAACGCCAACUGAAGAACAAAUCCUCCUUAUUGGGCGAUGCGGUAUCACGUGCUUUUCUGAGGGCUCUAGUUCAUUUGAUCGGUGGGUACAGAGACGCCCUCCGGAUGCAACCUGGAAAAAGUGUUUCUUUCGAUGAGGAAGUUUUUGUAGGUACUAGACCAGCUUCAAUGAAGCCAUUUAUUAAGGAAAUGCUCAAUCUACAGAUAUUUAGGCAGUUUAUAGAGGAGAGACUGACAAUGUUGAACAAUGGCCUGGGUUUUUCUGAUGAAUUCGAAGUGGAAACCUUCAAGUUUUCUGAGAAGUCCAAUUCGAAACUGAAACAACAAUACAAAGAGUGGACGACGGCAAUGAAGUCUGAGGGAAAAGAGUUUUUCAAAAGUGUUAAAGAUAAGGCAAAUCCGGCUGUCAAAUCGGCAGUAAAAACUGUCAAAGGAGGCGGGAAAGGCGUCAAAAACGCUUACAAAGGACUCCGCUUCCUCCUGAAAGAAGGCGAGGGUGCCCCACAUCAGCUACAAAAUGGGUCUCACGACUCAGGGCCAAAAAGUAAUAAGCCGAGAUCAGCGCCUAGUUCCCCAACUACUAGUAAGAGAAGAAUCGCUGGUUUGAGUGUGCCUACUGCUACAUAUAGGAAAGACACGUCCCUACCUUUCAGAAAUUCUCCUUUCGAGAGGUCUUACAGUCCAUUGAGCCCAAGUUCACAGCCCCAUUCACCUGGCGAUAGCAACUCGAGAAGUGACAGUCCAGACAUACCAAGAAUAGAUCUAAUGAAUGAAGUUCAAGAUUUGCUUAAGCUGAGGCUGGAAAAUCCACCAGUGGACCGAUCGCUUAAACCUGUCCGUAGUCUCGAGAACUUCAAGCACGAAUUUCCCAACAGCUCAUUUCCCACAAGUCCCGAACACCAGAGUGGUGCUGCAUUAUCAUCUUCACGCAUAGCACCGCCCCUCUUUCUUCCCCGCCUAGCAUCCCAGGAUUCCGAGAAUCUGCUCCUGCAGUCUCCCGACGACGUCUUCUCCUCGCCUCCCGCGCCCCCUCCCCGUGUUACCCCACCACUUCCCACCCAAGACCUCUUCGGCACCUCAGCUUUUGUGGUCGGUGGAGGGAGAAACGAAAAUGGCGAUCCAUUAUUUUACGUUGCUCAUCAAGAUUCUGUUGAUAUCGUUAAGUUGUCACCGCCAGUUGUUUGUGUUUCCAGGCGUAAGCAGCAAAACGAAGAAACUGAAGACCUUAUUCGAUUGGAUUCUACAUCUGAUGAUAUGGAUGACUUUGAUCCAUUGAGAUCCCCCCAACAAACUGCAAAUUCUUCGUUUUUGCAUCGAAAUACAUGCAAUGUUCCAUUGAGCAUAUCCAACCCAUUAUAUGCUUACGAAAAUCAUAGUGUUUUGAGAAAGAACGGUAAUGUUCCAAAUGUAACAACCUCAAGUAGAGAUCACGAUCUACUUCAAGAGUAUGGUAUAGACUUCAAUAGUUUUUCUAGUAUCCAGAAUAAAAUAUCAGAAUUUGAAACAGAGGCUGGAUCUAGUAAAGUUAAUUCGAAGAGUGGAUGGACGACCUUCGAUUAAGGUUGAAAAAAUUCAUUUGUGAGUAAAUCGAAUCGAUCUUGUUAUUUAGAGAACUUUUCUGAAAACGAUUUUCUAUGAAAGUGAUGCAAUAGAAUGUUUAUUACUACAUAUUUUUCGAUUCAUGGCAUAAUUUCCAUAAUAUAAUGUCAUUAGAGCCCUAUCAAUUAUUUUAUUAGGUAAUAUUGGAGAUUUUAGUGCCUUCAACAAUUGAUCUCUUACUGAUUCUUCAAUAAGAUAUUUAUCUCAAAUUUUUAUUGCUUCAUAAGAUGGAAAUGAAACGAAAAUAAAAAUUGCACAAAAGACGAAUCAUGAAAUAUUUACAUUACAGUACAACUUCUUACAUGAAAUCGAGAUAAUCAAGAAAAUCAUCGAAAACUCCACAGCUUGAAUUUGAAAAUUCCAAAAUACUUAUCCUUCUGAUAUUAAUAUAAUAAAAAUUGGUCAAAUAAUUCAUUGAAUCUGAAGUAAUUCAAUAGAAUACUUGCUAAAACGAAAAAUUUAUAUCAAUAAAGAAUUAAUGAAGAUACAUAUGUACAGAGUGCUACUGCAAUAUGAGUACCUACCAAAAAAAACACUUUAUCGAGGUAUGGAAUAAAAAUGUAUUAAAGAUCACAAUUCUCUUGGUAAUUUUACAAUUUAUGUAGAGAAAUAUUAAAGAUAUUUUAGCUCUUUAAUUUUAUGUUAUAAUAUUAUUCAGCCCUUUCUCUUUAUAUUUCUAUGUAUGUAUUGCAACAUCGCUCUGUAUAUAACAACCAAUAAUAUGAAAACAUGCUGGUGCAGAUCAAGAUUCAAAGCCACAUUUGAACGACCUAUUGAUUCCAUUAAUCUUCAAAGUCAUGCUUAUUUGAUAUAAGUAAUAAUGAUGUAAUGUUAUUAAAAUAAAAUAUGUAAUAUAAUGAAUCCAUAAAAUUUCUAAAGAUUUAUUAGAAAUUGCUGUCAUUAAAAGUGAGCGAAACUUAAUUCAUAUGAAAUAAGAACAAGUUAAUAUUCUUUUACUUUCAUUGUAAUAAUUCAUAUCCAUUUUCAAAAGUAAUGUAAGGAUUAAAAAUAUCAUGAAUUAGAUAUUUGCUUCCAAUGCCAAGCAAUAUACUAGUGAAAUUAUUUAUUAUUUACAAAUUAGAGUUAUAUGCUUGUACAGGUUUUGUUGAGUUUUUUAUUCUUGGAUUUUAUCGACAAUUUUUUGCCCUUUUUAAUAUAUAAUAAUCAUAACUAUUAUCACAUUAAAUUUUAUAUCUUUCUUUUUAAUUUGUGUAUCUACAAAAUUGGAAAAUAAUUUUAUCUUAUAUAUUGUUCUCACAUAUUCAUAUUUUUGGUACAUGUACACGAAUAUGCUAACGGAGAAAUUCUAUUUAGCUCUUAGUAUCAUUUAAAGUAAUAAUUUUUCGACAAAUUGUUUUAUAUAUAAGAAAAGAAUUCUAAAAGGAGAAAAUAUAUUAACCAUUUAACUGAUAAACAUUUUCAAAUGAAAACAGUCAUUAUGUGCAUAAAUCGAUCUUUUAAUCAAGUUUGAAAAUUUUAUUUUAUUAUAGAAUUACUUAGCUGUGAUAUUAUAAUAAAACUCCCUAUUGAAAUAUAUGAAAAUAAUUGAAUUUUGUUGAUUUGUACAAAUAUGUUAAUAAAUAAUUGAAAAUUUC